AUUAAGGAGCCGGCUGAGAGGCAGAAGUUUUUUCAAGAACUCAGCGACAAUCUGGAUACUUUCCCUGAGGAUUUCUGUCGUCACAAGGUCCUUCCUCAAUUGCUGAUGGCCUUUGAGUUUGGUAGUGCGGGCGCCAUAAUCCUUACCCCGCUCUUUAAGGUGGGGAAAUUUCUGAACAGCCAAGAAUACCAGCAAAAAAUCAUCCCUGUGAUUGUGAAGAUGUUCUCUUCCCCAGAUCGGGCCAUGAGGAUCCGUUUGCUACAACAGAUGGAGCACUUCAUUCAGUACUUGAACGAGCCCACGGUCAACACCCAGAUCUUCCCCCAUGUGGUCCAUGGUUUCCUGGACACCAACCCAGCCAUUCGGGAGCAGACGGUGAAGUCCAUGCUGCUCUUGGCGCCCAAGCUGAACGAGGCCAACCUCAAUGUGGAACUCAUGAAGCACUUCGCUCGUCUCCAGGCCCGCGACGACCAGGGCCCCAUUCGCUGCAACACCACCGUGUGCCUGGGCAAGAUUGGGCCAUACCUCAGUGCCAGCACGAGGCAAAGCGUGCUGAUCUCGGCCUUCAGCCGGGCCACCAAAGACCCCUUUGCCCCCUCGCGGGCGGCCGGGGUCCUGGGCUUCGCCGCCACCCACAACUUCUUCUCCAUGAAAGAGUGCGCCUUCAAAAUCCUGCCGGUGCUGUGCACCUUGACGGUGGACUCCGAAAAAACUGUCCGGGACCAGGCCUUCAAAGCCAUCCGCAGCUUCAUGACUAAACUGGAGACCGUGUCCGAAGAUCCUGACCAGCUCUCAGAACUCGAAAAAGAUGUCCAGGCUGCGUCCAUCAGUCCCGGGGUGGGCUCAGCAGCCAGUUGGGCCGGCUGGGCUGUGACGGGGGUCUCGUCGCUGACGUCGAAGCUGAUCCGGACGAACGCCGGGGCCACGCCGGGGGCAGAGCAGGCGGCCGAGGACGCCCCCGUCAAGAAGCCGACGGAGCCCCCCAAACCAGCAAGAAACGGAGCAGGCGAAGGGGCAGCCCAGCCCAGACGACUGGAACAGCCCCGGCUGGUCAGAACCAGCCCAGACCUUCGGCAGUCGGACGGUUACGACCACAGCCUCCGACAGGCAGGACUCCGACUGGAGCAGCUCUGCCUGGGAUCUGGAGCCGUCCUGGAGCCCCAAAAAGGGAGCAGCUACCCCCACGGACCCUCCCCCCGCCAGCCUCGGCACCAAAGCCCCUGCAGCCCACCAGGACUUCAAACCGGCGAGCGAUUAUAACUGGGGGAGUGCGGGCUCCGGGGACAAAUCCGACCCGUUUUCCUGUCUGGUUGGGAAGCCGACACCAGAGAGGCAG
Messenger RNA from Thamnophis sirtalis, 1336 nucleotides. The record is from RefSeq and is a predicted model, not a curated record. Lineage: Eukaryota; Metazoa; Chordata; Lepidosauria; Squamata; Natricidae.